Molecule: messenger RNA, 1681 nt
Organism: Dermacentor albipictus
Lineage: Eukaryota; Metazoa; Arthropoda; Arachnida; Ixodida; Ixodidae
Gene: Mvk
Product: Mevalonate kinase
Biological process (GO): isoprenoid biosynthetic process; cholesterol biosynthetic process; isopentenyl diphosphate biosynthetic process, mevalonate pathway
Cellular component (GO): cytosol; cytoplasm
Molecular function (GO): ATP binding; mevalonate kinase activity
Source: RefSeq, a predicted model, not a curated record
UGUAAGUCUACUCUGAUAUAUUUAUUUUUCUAAAUGAAGCCUCAGUUUGUGAGGCUUCUCUAAGGUAUUAAUUAUUUUGCUUUUAUUUCAAUAUAAGAACACAUAUUACGGUAAGUGUAUUGAAAGACGUCACCCACAGCUAGGAACUUAGGUAUGCUUUGUAAAGUUAAGACGCGCCAAAUUAGACCAGAAAGCAACUACAGUCUGCGUACAAUGGAAAAAACCAAAACCAAAACAAAGCGCAUGUUAAGUAUGUUGUAGGCCGGUUUGAUCGCGCUUUUGUUUCGUGACUCGAGCGCGUGGCAUCGUCUGCUACGAUGGCCGUCUGUACCACUGCAGCAUCAGCGCCGGGAAAAACCAUAAUUCACGGAGAGCACGCCGUCGUCUACGGCAAGGCCGCGGUCGCAGCUAGCGUCAACCUGCGGACCCGCGUCACUCGCUGCGAGCAUGAGUCGUUCAUUGUCUUGGAAGCUUCGGAUCUCGACUUCGUCGAAGCCUGGCCCGUCAGCAAGUUUGAAGUUUUCACUGUUCCCAAAGAAGGCUACACGGCCAGUGUCAUCACGUUCACCACCCUUCUGCCAGAUAUUUGCAGCACCUUCGACGUUGAUGCAAGGUCCUUCAAACCUGGAGACCAGGCGAAGCUUGCAUUCCUCUUUUUAUUCACUGGCAUCACAUUAAGGCACAACGAUGGACACUUUGGCCCUGCCAAGUUCACUGUCAAUUCAAGGCUGCCACUGGGGGCUGGUCUCGGAUCAUCAGCAUCCUACAGCACGGCCUUGGCGACGGUGCUCCUGGCAAAAUACGGAGCUGUGCAACAUACUCUUUCUAGCAAGGACCGCGAGCUCAUCUCCUUGUGGGCCUUCCAGGCAGAGUGCAUCCUGCACGGUCAGCCCUCGGGCAUUGACAACACCAUCUGCACCUACGGAGGUGCCGUGCUUUUCAAGGGUGGGAAAAUAAGUGAAAUUCUUGAGAGCAUUCCCAGCUACAAGGUAUUGCUGGUGAACACCCAAGUUCCCAGAAACACCAAGAUUCUGGUGGCAGGUGUCAAGAAGAGGCACGACCAGUUUCCAGAAGUUAUAAAGCCAGUCCUGGAAUCCAUCGAAGCAAUUUCUGAAACCUUUUGGAAGCUCCUGAAGACUGCACCUGAGAUGGCAGAGAACAUUUUCUCCAAAGCCUUGGAACUGGUGGAGAUGAACCAGUCCCUGCUCAACUGCCUCGGAGUAGGCCACCCGCGACUGGACAGGGUUGCUGAGAUUGCUGCCCAAAACGGUCUUGCCGCAAAGCUGACGGGGGCAGGCGGUGGUGGCUGUGCGCUGCUCCUCUGCCGUGUUGGCUGUCAAAAUGGAGUGGGUGCAAGUGGUGAAGCUCAACUGCUAGCAGUGUGCAAGCAGCUCGAAGAGGAAGGCUUCCUGUACUGGGAGGUGGACUUGGGUUGUCCUGGAGUCACGCUAGACUGAGCUGUGCUCAUUGAUCAAAGGGAACUAACUUCAGGCCAGAGCAUGUUUUAGGUCAGCGGAAUGUAAACUGCACUGUGAGAGCACUCUAGAGUGCUCGAAAGCAACCCAUCGAAUUAACCAUAAGACUCGCCCAAACUCACGGAAUCAUGAACUCGGGCUCAAAGAUGUACUAUAACUAGACCCAACUCAGAAUAAGCUGCUAAUGAAAAGGAUAUUAACCUCUU